GGCAACACUGGUGGGAAAGUGCGUGGAUAAAGGCAAGCUGGGCUAGCCGCGGUGAUGUUGUGGCAAAAAACCCAAUUUUAUCGAUAAAUUUCUGUUGCCCUGCUUGUAGAUCUUGCUAACAUCGAUGUUAGCAACAAGCUUGUGCGUGUAAAUGCGAUUCACUAGCAUGGACCUGUUGAACUCUCAGUUCCUGGACAAGAUGAACAAUAACAUCGGGAGACUGCACUACGAAGAUGAAUCCAGGACCCCGUCUCUUCCCACUGCCAUGUCCAACAUAACUGGGCCUCCUACACACUGCCCAAGCAAACGGAAGUAUGGGGAAGAACAAAUGGACGAUCGGAUCAACUGCGAUGAUGACCACAUGACAAAAAUGAGCAGAUUGUUUGCCACACAGCUGGCUCGCCCCUCAGCUGGGGACAACCGUAAUGAACACUGGAGCCUCAGUCACACUCCUGUGGAGCACAUUACUUCCUCCUCCAACGGUCUCCAUGGAAACCACCUGUAUGCUUCCAUUUCUGGCUAUGCUGUUGAUCAGCCUCUUGCUCUGACCAAAAGCAGCCAUGAUAUUGGAGGUGGGAGCAGAGAGAGGUCCGUCAUCAGUAGUGGGACUUCAGAGCGCCAGCAGAAUCGUCCCUCUGUUAUCACCUGUGCCCCUGCAAGCAACCGGAAUUGUAACCUAUCACACUGCCACAUGAAUGGCUGCUCUCCCAGCCCCCCUACAGACCAGAAGAAGGGCAAUGCAAACACCAUAAACGAUCCUGUGAUUGAGGAGCACUUCCGCCGCAGCCUUGGAAAAAACUAUAAAGAAGCAGAGCCUGUUUCCAACUCGGUGUCCAUCACAGGUUCAGUGGAUGACCACUUUGCCAAGGCGCUCGGAGAUGCCUGGCUUCAACUCAAGUCUAAAGGUGGGGGUCAUCAAACCCCAGAGGCGGAUCCAUGAGGAGUCAAUGUUACAAUCACUUCCUUAGUAUUUGCAUAUGAGAGUGGAGAUUAUCCACUGCAACUCUUGACAAGCAUCAACUUCCCUUUGCCAUAAACAACAGAAGAAAUACGGUGCUCGCAUUGGCUGCUCCCUCUUGGACCUCGAGGUGCACCUUCUAUUUGAACAAUCAGCUCAGAUUUGUACUCUAAAAUUUGAUGGAGGGUAGUAAAAACUGUUAUGAGUUGGUUUCACAAUGUUACGUGUGGGAUCAGUACAAUCACAGAUUUUAUUUUGUUUUGAUAAUGAAAUCAACCAAGUGGUUGGUUGUUUGGAGCACAUGUUUUUGUUUUACCUUUCUUGAUAUCCAAAGAAAUACGCUCCCUUUCGCAUGCACAUAAAAGCCAUAAUCUGGUCUUCAUUGUUCCCAUGCUAACUCGCACCUCUUUCCUAUUUCUUAAGAAGAGGACGGCUGGGUCUUACUUGUGUGUUUUUUUUUUAAGUUUCUGACAAUUUAGGGUAGCAGGUUACCUGCCUUAAUUAGAACAAAUGAAAGUGUCGAAUGGUCCCCUUGCUUUCUAAAGACACUACACUAAUCUGUCUUUUUGUAUGAUGCUGAACUGGACUCAUUCACUGUUAACCAAAAACGUUGAGUGUCUCGUUUGUGUGCUCACUGUGGGUGAUUACUUAGUAAACUAAUAUCAAUCAUAGUAGAUUUGUCUAACCAGAAAGCAUGUUUCAAAUAGCUGGGUUCUAUUACAAACCUUAUUCUAUACUAUAUAUUUACUCAGAAUUUAUUUUUUAUCCGUAACAUUUUCAAAAUAUUCACUGCUGGUACAGUUGUACUCAAUAUAUUUUUUGUAUCCGGUUUUCAUUACUGUAUGUAGGUGUGCAUCUUGGCAGCCAUCUAUAAAUCGCAGCCUCUGGCAAGGCUGUGAGAAUGCAGUUUAAAAGGCUUUUUGCUUUGUUACUCUGUGGAGCUGGAUGCUACGACUUUUCACAUGUCUGAAAUAACUUAAUUUGACCUUCUGUAGCACAGUCUUGUUAGCAGCGGCUUUAUUUAUACUGAACAAGUUAAUAGUUUGGUUUUUGAAAAAUCAUGGAGAAAACAAUGUUCUUGGAUUGUUAUUUUCCCAGUGAGAUCGACAGAGUUGGUCUACAUUGCUUUAAUAACAGAGCAGACGUCUUCCCCUAAGCUAAGAUUUUAAGCACAUGCUUAAUUGUCCUUAAUUCUCUUUACACAAUCAAUGACUUCCUGACACUUAUCAGUCACCUCAGUCACAUUUUUAAUCAAGUCGAUGCCCUGAUGUGACCUGCAGACAUCCUCCUUUUCACAGAGAAACAGUGUUAGUGUGUCACAGUUUAUUUUGUGCAGAUUAAUUUAGUUUGAAUGAUUCUCACCCUUCUAAAAUGAUCUAGAUACAGUAGUAGUAGUUAACCUGUUUGUCAACACUGAUUAAGUUACAGUAUUGUAAAUUAAUUUCUUUUUGUCACUUAACGGUAUGUGAAAACAUAAACAUUUUAUUAAUCUAUUUUUUUUUGACUAGUUAAAUUCACUAUCUUCUCUGUAUAUUUUAUUCUACUCGUAAGACUAUCAUUGCGCCGCGCGGAAUGAUCUCAAAUAUUAUGUUUCUUGACAGAGAAGUGCUUUGGUAUACAGCGUGGAUGUUCAUUUUCUUCAGCCAUGGUUUUAAUUCAACUUGACUUAUCUUCCUUCAAUUGUCAGCUGAUGAAUAAAGUGCAGGAACACAACAGUCUUUUGAUCUUUUGAGUUUCAGAAAGGCUUCUGUAUUAACACUUUAACGAGUUUGUUUAGCGUUCUGUUUGUAUCAUACUGUAGUGGAAUUUAGGGAUUGUCAUGAAAUCGGCUUGUUUGACACAAGUUGAAUCAAUUUAAUGUUAAGGGUAUUUUUCAGUUUUAUUUAAUUUUUAUAUUAAUACUACCUGUAUCUCAAAGACUGUUAGCGAAAAGGUCAUGUUUAAGGUGUUCACAAAAUUAGAAUAAAAGGAACGUGUUCAAUUUUCUCUUAAUUUCUCUGGAAGAAAAUGCCACUCUUUUGUACUCCGAUUCUUUCAAAUAAACAUACAGAUGCAAACAUUUUAA
Messenger RNA from Labrus bergylta (ballan wrasse), 3023 nucleotides. RefSeq names its product vestigial-like family member 4a (gene vgll4a). The record is from RefSeq and is a predicted model, not a curated record. Gene Ontology annotation, biological process: negative regulation of DNA-templated transcription. NCBI's taxonomy places the organism in Eukaryota, Metazoa, Chordata, Actinopteri, Labriformes, Labridae. Gene Ontology annotation, molecular function: transcription coactivator binding.